GGUAAUCAUUAAUUGCCCUCUGAAAUAAAGCGGAAUAAAUGGCAGGCGGAAGAGGUCACCAGGAGCCCCUCAGAUGCAGUUCUAGCCGGUCCGAGGAGGUUGGAGGGGAUUGUGGAUCUUUGGAAUGAAUACGGCUUCAGUUCGCUUUAAAGCGGAAGCUCGGCCCAAGCCCAGCUCUUCCUGAGAUCCCCCUAAACAGAGGGAUCCCCUCAGAAUCUCAGGCAGCCUUCCUAGCAUGAAACAAACCGUGGUUUGGAAUGUGCUGGAAUAUCUUUGCCGACUGCUGGGCAUCUCGACCGGAGCAGUGCUCCUUGGUGUGGGCAUCGACACGCUUCUGCAGGGGCAGUUCAAGAACCUGGCUCUUUAUCUCCUUAUUUCAGGGAUGGCUGUUUCUCUCUGGGAAGUGGCGUUCUUUGCCAGCCUCCUUUUGAUCUCCUGCUUCGUCCCCCGGAGGGGAUCCACGGUGGACGCUUGCUGGCUCCGAGCCAAACGCCGGGGAGCUUUCCAGAAGUUCCUGGCUUAUGCCCUGCUCUCCAUCGCCUGCUUCCUCAGCCCCGUCCACAUCUGGCAGGUCGUAUUCCCAGGCACCCUGCUGAUCCUCACCAGUCUAGCCUAUUUCCUGCUGAGUAAGCAACGGAAAGAAGAUACAGGAAAUGGAGCACCAGAAGAGAGGGGUGACCAUCGUGAUGAAGUUAUAGAUGAAAUGCCUGGAGACAGGAGUAGGCAAACAUCCUCUUUCCACCCUCCAUUCAGCUCCCUUGCCGGCUCUCUGAGGAGCUUCUUCCAAGCUUGCCAAAGGCCGAUCGCCUUCAUGUGUUCCUCAUCCAGCGUUGUGUCUAUGAGGAAGCCCGUUGACUUUGAGGAAGUCUUAGAGGAGAUGGCGCUGCCCCUCAGAGGAGAGCCGGAGGGCUUGGCCAAGGAAAGCACCUCUGAAACGGCCUUCAUCCUUUCUGCCCAGAUGUGAUGCCCCAGGAGAAACCCGAUGGAGCUGGGCUGGGGUGAUGGUGCAUGUGCCCACAGACAGGGCUCUGUGUGCCACCUCUGGCACGCGUGCCAUAGGUUCGCCACCAGGGAUAUAGGGUCUUCUGUUUCAGCAGUGGGUUUGACUAGAAGACCUCCAGGGUCCCUCCCAACUUUGUUAUUCUGUGUUUUCAGGUGUUACUAUUCUUAGAUUGGUCUCAUCACAAUAGGAAGGAUUCGCUUUCCAUUAAUUGGGGAACAUCCUCACAGCAAUGCCUGUUUUCUGUGGCAGCUGCCCAAUCCGCCCACGACAGAAAUGAAGCAGGAGAGAAAGGAAGGAGGCACGUGGGUCGAGUUCGCUGCAUGACCUCUGUACCUUCAGAUUGACUUUCCUCAGCUAGCCGGAGCUGUAUCUAUGGUUGUCCUUGAAGAUACGUCUGUAGCUGAUCUGAAGGGUGCCUGGCUUUCCAGAUGUUCCACGGGAUUCCACAUCUGGCCCUCCGUAGCUCAGCAGGAGGGAACCUGGAAGCCGUACUUCAGAACAUCUGAAAACCGACUCCCAGUUACGGAUUCUUUUACUUGGUGCCAAAGCAGCCCUUUCUUGGCUGGCUGGCGUUACAAACAGGCAGGCUGAUCUCUCUGUGUGUCUGAACGGGCCACACGGGUCAAGGGCAGGUAGGCCUUCAAUUCGACUGCAGCCAUAGUGCACUCACAACGGUAGGCUUGUUCCUGGUGUGAUGCAGAGGAUCAGGUUGUCAACAUGCAAAUGCUGCCAGAGAACAAAAGCUGAUCAAGGCAGGAUGUUCUGUUUCCACCGCCUGGAUAAUAGCAGUCUCAGAAAAGAGAAAUCGGAUCAGGCACCCGUUCUCCUGUUGCUGCUGCUGAGCAUCCAGUCCCAGAUGAAUAAUGGCCUGUCUCUUUUUUCAGGAGAGGAGAACUCUUCCGAGGCAGGGCAAUCAGUCCUCAAAGCAUUAAAAAUGCAAACCUUGCUGCUUU
Molecule: messenger RNA, 1956 nt
Organism: Pantherophis guttatus
Lineage: Eukaryota; Metazoa; Chordata; Lepidosauria; Squamata; Colubridae
Gene: TMEM72
Product: transmembrane protein 72
Source: RefSeq, a predicted model, not a curated record